This is a messenger RNA of Ostrea edulis (European flat oyster), 2538 nucleotides long. RefSeq names its product heat shock 70 kDa protein 12B-like. NCBI's taxonomy places the organism in Eukaryota, Metazoa, Mollusca, Bivalvia, Ostreida, Ostreidae. The coding region runs from base 396 to 2156 and encodes 586 amino acids. Gene Ontology annotation, molecular function: ATP binding; ATP-dependent protein folding chaperone. The record is from RefSeq and is a predicted model, not a curated record. The transcript is spliced from 6 exons.
AUAUAGGUAAGUCAUUUAAACGUACAAGUAUUUACUUGAUAUCGGGUUAUCCAGAAUGAAAAUAGAUCUUUUUUGUAAGGAUCUGAUCCUCAAGUGAACAAUUAUAGUAUAUUGAAAUUUUUGUUUAUAGUUUACUUCAGAAAUUAACUACAAAUAUUGAUAAAAUAUAGCAUUAUGUUUCUACUUUCGUUUUGAAAAUAAGCACUGUCAUUAUUUGCACGAAGUUUGCUGAGUCGAUAACGUAAUAUCACUAUUACCCACAGAUUUAGUUGAAGUUCUAUCAGAGUUCCUGCAUUAUUAAUACCAUUUAAGAACAGUGCUCUCCCAAAGCGAUUCCCAGUCUACAUGUGGUUGCAGACCUGAACCCAGUUGCACAAAGGUUGUUUCACAUCAGGAUGGCUGUGUCAACUCCGGAGAGCAAACUAAUGGUAGCCGCCAUUGACUUUGGUACUACGUUUUCCGGGUAUGCUUUUGCCAUGAGGGAUGACUUGGACAGAGACCCACCAAAGAUAUUCGCUCCCCAUUGGAACGCCCCAGAUGGUGGUUUGAUUUCAUUCAAGACCCCAACCACAGUCCUGCUGAACAAGGAGGAAAAACUGGAAGAGUUUGGUUUUGAUGCUGAGAGUAGAUAUGCAGAACUGGCAGAGGAAGGGGAACAUGAAGAUUAUUUCUACUUCCGCAGAUUUAAAAUGAUGCUCUACGACAAAGUCAGAAAAGGUAAAUUGACUAUAGAUGCCAAAGUACAAGACAUAAGGGGCAGGGAAUUGCCAGCUGUGAAGGUAUUCUCCCAUGCUAUCAAAUUCCUAAAAAAUCACUUGGAGGAUUCUUUGAAAAGCAGAGGAUCAAUAGUAAAAAAGGAGGACAUAGAUUGGGUGCUGACCGUUCCUGCAAUCUGGGAUGAUCCCGCGAAGUUCUUCAUGCGGAAGGCAGCACAGGAGGCAGGCAUUCCCGCCCAUCAGCUGACGAUUGCUUUGGAACCAGAGGCAGCUUCAAUUUACUGCAAACAUCUUCCAGUUGAGAAACUCGAAGGCGCUAACAAAAUCAGUGUUUUUCGACCUGGCAACAAAUAUCUGGUACUGGAUGCUGGAGGUGGAACAGUGGAUAUAACUGUUCAUGAAGUGAAGGGGAAUGGAAACCUGAAAGAGCUGGAUCGAGCGAGUGGUGGAGACUGGGGUGGAGUAAGCGUGGAUAUGGCCUUCAAGGAUGCGCUGAUGGAGAUUGUAACCAAAGGAAUGAUGGAGGGAUACUGUCAUAAAUUUACCGCUGACUACAUAGCUAUGUUCAGGGACUUUGAGAUCAAAAAACGGAAACGCAACGCCGGGGAUGCCCCAGAUUCCAAAAUAAAUUUAAAGAUCCCAGCUACUUUUAUAGAGGAAUGCUCAGAAACCUUAGAAGAGGACUUCACCACUCUUACCAACAAAUCCAGGUUUCGAAAUCACCUGUAUUGGGGAGCAGACAAAGUCCGAAUAGAUCUGCCCACGUUUGAUAGCUUUUUCCAGCCCGCUUGUGAUGGAAUCAUAAAACACGUGAGAGAGCUGUUUCAGUCACCAAAAGUGAGAGGGGUGAAGAAAAUAUUGAUGGUGGGUGGAUUUUCUGAGUCGUUUAUUUUACAAGAGGCAGUCCGCAAAGCUUUUCCCGAAUGUCAGGUGAUUGUUCCUCAGGAGGCGGGGUUGGCAGUCCUUCGGGGCGCUGUUCUUUUCGGGGACAACCCUAAGCUAAUAGAUUCUCGUAUUGCAAAGUAUACGUACGGUGUCGAUAUGAGUGUAGAAUUUAAUGCGACAGAACACAAAGAGUCUAAGAAACACUUUGCCGAUGAUGUAGCUUAUUGUACAGACGUAUUUGAUCGUCACGUUCAAAAAGGCGAUGAGUUGAUUGUGGAUGAAGCUCAAGCUGAGCGAUCAUAUGUUCCGUUGACCUCCUAUCAAAAGAAAGUAUCAUUUGGAAUUUAUACAUCAACAGAGGAUAACCCGUUUUACACCGAUUACUGCGAAAACAUUGGCAGAUUUGUGGUGGAAGUACCACUAGGCAUUGACGAUCGCUCGAUUAACGCAAGAAUGAUUUUUGGUGGGACUGAGGUCAAGGUCGAGGCCAAGGUGGUUCACACAGGGGAAAUAACACCAGCUGAAUUUGAACUUCCGGAAGAUGAAAAGAUCUGAGCAUCAUGGACUUGAUUGGCCUAUAUUGUUACCAAAAAAAAAAGCUGUUUAGUAUUUAGUGCUUCGACUGUACAGAGAAACACCGACAGACAGUACCUAUAACAACAGGCAUUAUCUAUAACAAUGAUUGAUUAGAUGUUGGAAAAUCUUUUUAUUGAUUAGGUUGGGUUUUUUUUCAAUUUGAACAAUUUUAUUCGUACUCUUCGAUAGUUUAUUUUUAACAUAUCACGAUUAUCAUGUGAAUUCGAUGGAAAGUGUUUUCACAGAGAGGAAACCAGUAAUGUAACUUUUGGACGUAAAACAACUACAUGGUAUGCUGCAUCAAAAUAUGAUAGCAAUAGUUAGUUUAUAAUAUAUAAUGAUCAAUAAAUGUUCUACUAAA